Empidonax traillii (willow flycatcher) is the source of this 1382-nucleotide messenger RNA. RefSeq names its product cytochrome b-245 light chain. Gene Ontology annotation, biological process: superoxide anion generation. The transcript is spliced from 6 exons. Lineage: Eukaryota; Metazoa; Chordata; Aves; Passeriformes; Tyrannidae. The coding region runs from base 235 to 786 and encodes 183 amino acids. Gene Ontology annotation, cellular component: NADPH oxidase complex. Gene Ontology annotation, molecular function: heme binding. The record is from RefSeq and is a predicted model, not a curated record.
GGGCGUGGUCGAGGGAAAGGGGCGGGGUCAGUACUUGGUUAGAUUGUGUGCGCCUUCCGGGUCGGGACCAGCCGAGCAGAGUUUAACCCGGGCCGAGCCUAACGGGGCCGGGACGCGCCGAACCCGCUAGGGCCGAGCCUAACGGGGCCGGGAGCAGCCAAACCCGCUCGGGUCGAGCCGAACGGAGCCAGGAAUAGCGGAAGCCGCUCGGGCCGAGCCGAUCCCCUGCGGGCCAUGGGGCAGAUCGAGUGGGCCAUGUGGGCGAACGAGCAGGCGCUCGCCGCCGGCCUCAUCCUGGUGACGGGCGGGAUCGUGGCCGUGGCGGGGCAGUUCAAGGGCUGGUACUUCGCUGCGUACUCCAUCGCGGCAGGCGUCCUGGUCUGCCUGCUCGAGUAUCCCAGGAGCAAGAGGAAAAAAGGUUCCACUAUGGAGAGAUGUGGCCAGAAGUACAUGACAGCUGUGGUGAAGUUGUUUGGGCCCCUGACCAGGAAUUACUACAUCCGAGCCAUCCUUCACGCCGCCCUGGCCGUCCCUGCCGGUUUCCUCCUCUCCACCAUCCUGGGCACCGUCUGCCUGGGCAUCGCCAGCGGCAUCUACCUGCUGGCCGCGGUGCGUGGGGAGGAGUGGAGACCCAUCGAGCAGAAGCCCCGGGAGCGACCGCAAGUGGGGGGCACCAUCAAGCAGCCCCCCAGCAACCCCCCGCCCCGACCCCCUGCAGACGCCCGCAAGAAGCAGCCGAUGGAGGUGGGGGGGCAGGUGAACCCCAUCCCUGUGGAGGCUGAGUAACAGGGGGAUCCUCCUGCCCUGCUCUGCUGCUCCUGCUCCCGCUUCCCAGCUGCUUCCCAGAUUCACUAUGGGAAACAGGGGGCCCAGCUCCAGGAGAUUCCCAAGGCCCUGGGGCUGCUCAGCUCAUCCCCAGCUCCUGGUGAUGCUCAGAUCCCUGAGGAUCAUCAGUUCCCCCUGGGCUCCCCAGCUAUCCAAAGGAUUCCCAAAUCCCCAGGGAUGCUUAGAUCCCUGUGGGAUCUCCAGGCCCCAGGGGCUCUCCAACGUCUUGAGAUCCCCAAAUCUCUGGAAAUGCUCAGCUUUUCAGGUGUGUCUCCAGCUUCCAGGGCUCCUUAAAUUCCCAGUUAUAUGAUGGUCCCUGUGGGAUCUUCAGUCCCCAGGGGUUCCCCAACCUCUGGAGAUUCACAAAUUCCUGGGAUGCUCAGCUUCCUGUGAGGUCUGCAGCCCCUAAGGGCUUCCCAGCUUCUGAGGAUCCCCAAAGCCCUGGACAUGUUCAGCUCCCUGAGGGUGUCCCAACUCUCCAAGCAGCUCCCAGUUCCCUGGGGUAUCCCCAAAUCCCUGUGAAACACCAGCUCUCAGGGACCCUCAGCCCCAGGGGA